GUUUCAUCUUGUCUUCCAUUCUUCUCUCCAAAAAACCGCAAGGAGAACCCGUACUCUGUGAAGAAUGGGAGGCGGAAAAAAUAAACAUCUAGGUCAAUAUGGUUAUCCAGGGCAAUAUCCUCCACAACCUGGAGCUUACCCUCCACAAGCGUAUGUUAAUCCUCCGCAAGUGUAUCCACCUCCGCAAGGAUAUCCUCCUGCACCAGGAUAUCCUCCGACUGGUGGCUAUCCUCCACAAGGGUAUCCGCCUGCCAGUGGAUAUCCUCCACAAGGGUAUCCUCCUGCAUGUUACCCUCCACACAAUGCAGAUCCCGGUGCUGCAGCUUUUGGACCGCAGUGAGGUGGCUG
Messenger RNA from Nicotiana tabacum (common tobacco), 348 nucleotides. Lineage: Eukaryota; Viridiplantae; Streptophyta; Magnoliopsida; Solanales; Solanaceae. The record is from RefSeq and is a predicted model, not a curated record.